CGGGUCUGUGCAGCCGCCUCCGCCACCGCGGCCGCUGCGGUCGCCGCAUGCAAGGGCUUCUGGGAGCCGAACCUCGGGGUCUCGGGGAAGGGGCGCGGGUGGCCGCCAUCUUAAGUUGCAAACCUAGUCGCUACGCUCAACGCUAGGGGCGGAGUGGCGACCCCACUGUCACCCGCAGCAGACGCCGCAGCGGGGGGCUGGAGGUCAGGGAACCGGAUAGUGCAACUUUAAUGGGGAUGGCAGAUAAAUGGCAGCCUCCUCUCUGAUCAAUUUUUUUCAUAAGUGCUAGUUGAUCACAACAUUCUCUCUUGUUGGACAUGGAUGCCAUGGCUAGUCCAGGGAAAGAUAACUAUAGGAUGAAAAGUUAUAAGAAUAAAGCCCUAAAUCCCCAAGAGAUGCGUAGACGAAGAGAAGAAGAAGGAAUACAGCUUCGAAAACAAAAAAGGGAAGAACAGCUGUUCAAACGCAGAAAUGUCUCUUUGCCCAGAAAUGAUGAAUCUAUGCUAGAAAGUCCUAUCCAGGAUCCAGAUAUAAGUUCCACUGUACCUAUUCCAGAGGAAGAAAUUAUUACCACAGAUAUGGUUCAGAUGAUUUUUUCUAAUAAUGCUGACCAACAACUAACAGCAACACAGAAAUUUAGAAAACUGCUUUCUAAAGAACCUAAUCCACCAAUUGAUCAAGUUAUACAGAAGCCAGGAGUUGUACAGAGAUUUGUGAAAUUUCUUGAAAGAAAUGAAAAUUGUACUUUACAAUUUGAAGCUGCAUGGGCAUUAACUAAUAUAGCAUCUGGAACUUUUCUGCAUACCAAGGUAGUGAUUGAAACUGGGGCUGUUCCAAUUUUUAUCAAACUUCUUAAUUCAGAGCAUGAAGAUGUACAAGAACAGGCUGUUUGGGCACUUGGUAAUAUUGCUGGUGACAAUGCAGAAUGCAGAGAUUUUGUUUUGAAUUGUGAAAUACUUCCACCUCUUUUAGAGUUAUUAACAAAUUCAAACAGACUUACAACAACCAGAAAUGCUGUAUGGGCCCUCUCAAAUUUAUGUAGAGGCAAAAACCCUCCUCCAAACUUUAGUAAGGUUUCACCUUGCUUAAAUGUCCUGUCACGAUUGUUAUUUAGCAGUGACCCAGAUGUACUAGCAGAUGUGUGUUGGGCCCUUUCUUAUCUCUCCGAUGGACCCAAUGAUAAAAUUCAAGCAGUCAUUGAUUCUGGAGUCUGUCGAAGAUUGGUGGAACUUUUGAUGCACAAUGAUUAUAAAGUUGUAUCACCUGCAUUAAGAGCAGUUGGUAAUAUUGUGACUGGUGAUGAUAUUCAAACACAGGUAAUUUUGAAUUGCUCUGCAUUACCCUGUCUCUUACACUUAUUGAGUAGCCCAAAGGAGUCAAUCAGAAAAGAAGCCUGCUGGACUGUUUCCAAUAUUACUGCUGGAAAUAGAGCUCAGAUUCAGUCUGUUAUAGAUGCAAAUAUUUUUCCUGUUUUGAUUGAGAUUCUUCAGAAAGCAGAGUUUCGCACCAGAAAAGAAGCAGCUUGGGCUAUAACUAAUGCAACAUCAGGAGGCACUCCAGAACAAAUAAGGUAUUUGGUAGCCUUAGGCUGCAUUAAACCACUUUGUGACCUGUUGACAGUUAUGGACUCUAAAAUAGUCCAAGUGGCUUUAAAUGGACUUGAAAAUAUUUUACGUCUUGGAGAACAAGAAUCUAAGCAGAAUGGGAUAGUCAUUAAUCCAUACUGUGCUCUCAUUGAAGAAGCAUAUGGUCUGGAUAAAAUCGAAUUUCUGCAAAGCCAUGAAAAUCAAGAAAUUUACCAAAAGGCUUUUGAUCUGAUUGAACAUUACUUUGGUGUAGAAGACGAUGACCCCAGCAUUGUGCCUCAGGUGGAUGAAAACCAACAACAGUUUGUAUUUCAGCAGCAGGAAGCACCCAUGGAAGGGUUUCAACUUUAACUUGAUGGGGGCGAAAAUUAAUGGCUAAAAAGGGUAAUUUCAGAUAUCUUUUCUUUGUUACAGUGGCAGUAGGAACGUUUGAUGUGUUUUUAUGUAGAACAGAAAAAGAAUUUGAUGCACUUUUAAAAAGCAAAACGAAACAAAGGUUUCCAUUCAGAUAUAAUCUUUUGGUAUAGUUUUGUUUUUACUUUGGUAUGCCUGUGUUUGUCUUAUUGUUUUAUCUAUUUUCAUCUAUUCGUGAACCAUUAUGAAAUUAUUUAAUAACAAGCUUGAAAAGGAAAACUUUGGUAAAGUAUUACAUAUGGUUCUGAAUUUUUUUCUAGCAUUCUUGAAAACUGCAUAUUAGCAGUACAGAUAUUUAUAAUUGCAUUUCGGCGGUAAGUCUGACAGGCCCAGUCUCUACUAAAUCUACCUCUAUCUUGAAGCAAAAACAAAACAAAAAAACUUUGGAAGCAUGAAAUAGUGUAUAAGCUAAAUUAGAAUGUGAAAAUAUCUAGUACCUUAAAUUAUAGAUCACUGUGCUGUAGGUUAUACUUUGCAAAAAAAAAAAAAAAA
Messenger RNA from Pteropus alecto (black flying fox), 2492 nucleotides. It is a transcript of the gene KPNA5, whose product is annotated as karyopherin subunit alpha 5. Gene Ontology annotation, molecular function: protein binding; nuclear import signal receptor activity. The transcript is spliced from 15 exons. Gene Ontology annotation, cellular component: cytoplasm; nucleus; nucleoplasm. NCBI's taxonomy places the organism in Eukaryota, Metazoa, Chordata, Mammalia, Chiroptera, Pteropodidae. The coding region runs from base 318 to 1937 and encodes 539 amino acids. The record is from RefSeq and is a predicted model, not a curated record. Gene Ontology annotation, biological process: NLS-bearing protein import into nucleus.